AUGACUGUAAAUCUGGGAAGGCUGCAACUCUUCAGGGUCUUGAACUUUAUCAGGCCCCCGCCCCCCGCCCGAUUGGCGACUGGGUUCGGCUGGAUUCGAGUGGCGAAGAACGGUGUGGCGCGCGCGGCCCAAAUAAAUCAGCCCUGGGGACAGGCCGCGCCCGGGAGCCAGCCCCCCUCCAGGGAUGAGGAGGACCGCUCGGGGAGGCAGGCUCGCUCUGCAGGGGCCACUCCCUGGGUCUCAAUGAUCCCAGGAGACGAGACCCCCGACGGCCACCACGACCUGAGCCCCAGAGUCUCGAGAAGAGAUCGGGAGAGUUUAAGGACGGCGCUCGCGGCUCAGCCCACACCCGCAGGCUGCGCGGGGCUCAUUGUCUGCCGGGGCGGCGCGCUCCCCUCCCCCCGCCGCUCGGCGUCCCCUCCCCACCCUCUUUUCUCUCCUCCCCUCGCUCCCUCCUCCUCCUCUUCACCUCCAGCGCCCAGCUGCUCGCAGAGCGCAGUUCCGACCCACAGCCUGGCACCCUUCGGCGAGCGCUGUUUGUUUAGGGCUCGCACCGCGCAGACCCCGGACUCGCGCUCGCCUGCCGGCGCCCUCGGCCUCUCUCCGCGCUCGGGAGCACCCUCCACCACGGCUGUUCUCCAUGCGCAGCGCCCAUCCGAGGUUCGGCUGCUUCCUCUCUUGCCCUAA
Molecule: messenger RNA, 687 nt
Organism: Rangifer tarandus platyrhynchus (Svalbard reindeer)
Lineage: Eukaryota; Metazoa; Chordata; Mammalia; Artiodactyla; Cervidae
Source: the annotation of a GenBank genome assembly